UCGAUGUUUUAUUUUUGUUCAAGACGAAAAAGUUUCUGGCUCGUUUCUGGCUGUCUAUCAGCGACUUUAUUAGCAACCAAACUUUAUUCUUUUAUUCCCACCAACAAUUUGAAGACAUUCACAUUUUUGGGAAAAAAUCACUAUUGUGUAACAAUAUAACUUUAAAGCUGCAAUUCCUAAUGCUUCUGAAAUCUUGCAAAGAUUGUAAAAUUAUCAUAGCCAAGAUAAGUUGUUAAUCAAAAUGUAUCUGCUUAUCCCCUUUCAAAGAAUUGAUGACGUACUUUCAUAAUUUUGACAAAUAAAUCCUAUCUCAAACAUGCAAAAUAUUAUGAAUCUAUACUUUCACAGGCUCUUGUAAAAAUUAUGAAUGCCUUGGUAAACUACUUACAAGUGUAGUAGUGAUGUCUGACAAGAACGCACGUGUUAUAUGUGCUGUCUGCGAUUCGGCCGAAGACGACACUAAGGCCUUAAUUACGUGCUCUGUGUGUACCAAAAGCUUCCACCCCCGCUGCGUUAAUGUGAAUCUACGAGGUUUCUAUAAGAAGAAGAACUGGAUAUGUAACACCGCUGUUUGCCGUGAAACCUCCGAAGAUUCCGAGGAUAUGGAAUUCAAAAGUGACAUUUUCCUGGACGCAGAUGACAAAGUAGUAGAUUAUAAACUUUUCCAUUACAUUUUGAAACAGAAAGAUGAGUUAAUCCUCGAAUUAAGAGGUGUUAUCAAAUUAAUGAAGAGUCACAUUGACCUACUACACUAUAAAAACCCUGAAAACCCCGACAAGAAGGUCGGUAAGAAACCUGAUAACGAUAUCGCCAACAGCGCUGAAGGCGAACCAUCAAGAGAGACAGCAGCUAUGGUCGACACGAUUGAACACAUAAAAACGAGAAGCGACACUACAAUCAAAACAAACUCGAAAUUGCCAAAAUCGACCUUAAACAACACAAAAAAGGACGCUAAACAUCAUCAGACCCAAGAUACGUGAACGACUUCCCGGAAGUGAUCUGUGAACUACUUGAAAACAAACACGAAGAAAACCACGCCAGAUUCAAAGUAACCAUUAAUUUUGAAAACCUCGAAAAAAUUAACAAACCGGAAUAUUGGCCAAGCGGAGUUUUAAUAUCAAGAUAUUUUCACCCAAGGAAGCCACCGCAGCACCACAAAUGACCUCGAUAACAAGUGAGAGGAAACGUAGCAAAUUGUCCCAGGAACGUUUAACAACUGACAAUUGGUUGAAUAUUUUCUACAUUAACAUUCAGUCAUUGAGAUGUUAAAUUAACGCAAUAGAAUUAUUUUUUCUAGACAACCCUUUUGACAUUAUCUGUUUUAGCGAACACUGGCUGAAGAUGGAGGAAAUGGAGAUUCUAACAAUACUCAAAUAUAAGGUCGCUGGUAGUUUUUGCCGUAGCAACGGAUAUGGAGGAUGCGCGAUAUUGGUAAAUACUAGCAUAAGAUACUCGGUUGUAAAUUUAACAUCGGUUUGUAAAGAAAGAGUUUUGGAAGCAGCCGGAAUAUACUUAGUCGGCAAGGGGGUUUAUAUCAUUACCAUUUACCGACCGACAAAAUGUAAUUUUGAAGAAUUUUUAUACU
Zophobas morio is the source of this 1585-nucleotide messenger RNA. RefSeq lists its product as uncharacterized. The transcript has 2 exons. Lineage: Eukaryota; Metazoa; Arthropoda; Insecta; Coleoptera; Tenebrionidae. The record is from RefSeq and is a predicted model, not a curated record. The coding region runs from base 402 to 980 and encodes 192 amino acids.